AUGUCGGUCGUUUUUGCCUUAAUGGUUGUCGUUCUCACACCUUUUGUGGUUGAUGUAACUAGUACAAAUGGAAGUGAAAUAGCUGCAUUUGGUUCUACGAAGGCCGUGGUUGGUAACACAACAUCAAUCGUUGAAGCCUCAACUACCAAUUCAACUGAUGAAGUACCCAAAUUUGAAUUUGUUUGCAAUGGUACGAUUAAUGUUAUUAUUCAAGCCAGAAUGGAGCUCUUCAUCCCGUAUUUUGAUGGACAAUCUAUUCAAACCAAAUCUUUUGUCGUUGGCAAGAACGCUAGUGUUUUUGGCGGUUGCGGAGACGAGGUCGAAAAUAUUUUAUUUCAGUGGUCUCCAAACGCUUCAAAUGUUCCUUUUAAUUUAACUAUGGUUAUUCAGAAGUUACCAAGAUCUCCUUCAAGAAGUGGCAGUACCGUCGUUCACGCCAUCGGCUUUGACUAUUUCGUUUCUUCUGACGUCUUUCCUCAUACCAACUCGACGGGAGCACUUUCGGUUUCUGUUAAUGGUUCAUUCUUUGAAACUCCUGGGACAAUGGGUUUUACAUGUGCUCCAAGUCAAAAUAUUUCACUCUCCGGUGGUGUGAUUUUCGGUGUUUCCUGUCUCCACUUGGAAGCUUUCCGCAACUCAACGUCUAAGGACUUUAGCUGGAAAGCUCUUGAUUGUAUGGACGCUCCAGCAGUCAACAAGGUUGUUCCUAUAAUUGUGGGCGUAUCGGCUGCGAUUCUAAUUCUGCUGGUUAUCGUGGCGUUCCUGAUAAGCAAUCGUCGACGAGUUCAAGGGUACCAAAGCCUAUAA
This is a messenger RNA of Hydatigera taeniaeformis, 807 nucleotides long. The record is from the annotation of a GenBank genome assembly. NCBI's taxonomy places the organism in Eukaryota, Metazoa, Platyhelminthes, Cestoda, Cyclophyllidea, Taeniidae.